This is a messenger RNA of Osmia bicornis bicornis, 252 nucleotides long. RefSeq names its product serum response factor homolog A-like. The transcript is spliced from 2 exons. Bases 34 to 234 code for a protein of 66 amino acids. Lineage: Eukaryota; Metazoa; Arthropoda; Insecta; Hymenoptera; Megachilidae. The record is from RefSeq and is a predicted model, not a curated record.
CCCCGAGGUAAUAUAAAAAAUAAAAAUGAAGAUAUGGGCGAAUCGGAGAACAAUUAUCAACAAAUGUUUCGAGAUUUUCAGCUGCUACUGCAGCAGCAGCAAGAGCAGCAUCAGCGGCAGCUGCAGCUGCUGCAGCAACAACAGGAGCAACAGUUGCAGCAACUGAGGGAGGAGCUGCUCCCUCAGCAACAAGAACGGCAGCAACCGAGGGAGGGGCCCCUCCCUCAGAAGUAAGCUUUGGAGGCGGACGAA